Zea mays is the source of this 1063-nucleotide messenger RNA. RefSeq lists its product as uncharacterized. The record is from RefSeq and is marked validated. Lineage: Eukaryota; Viridiplantae; Streptophyta; Magnoliopsida; Poales; Poaceae.
GUGCUGCCCCACCGCAGCGUCUCGACUGGUCCCCUCCUUCCUCUUCUCUUCCUCUUCCUCUCACAUCCCGGACAAAUCCAAUCCGAAAUCAUCUCCCCCUCGCCUCGCCUAGAAGAGGAAGGAAGAACAGAGAUAAGCGACAACGCGUCCCUCCUCGCCUUCCUCCCGCCUCGAGCUCUUCCCGGAGCAACCGGAGCCACAGACGUCAGGACAGCCUAGCGCGUUCCACGCCGGUAUGCAGAACCAGAUCAUGUGCCAUGCUUGCCGGACCCUUCUGCUCUACCCGCGUGGCGCGUCCAGCGUCUGCUGCGCGGUUUGCCAGGCCAUCACCACCGUGCCGCCACCAGGAUUGGAGAUGGCUCAGCUUAUAUGUGGUGGCUGUCGAACUUUGCUGAUGUAUACUCGCAGUGCAGACACCGUAAGGUGUUCAUGUUGCAACACAGUGAACCUUGUUAGACCAGUGAAUAAUAUAGCUCAUGUGAACUGCGGCCAGUGCCGGACAACUUUGAUGUAUCCAUACGGCGCACCUUCAGUAAAAUGUGCCGUGUGCAAUUAUGUCACAGCUACUGGAGUAAAUACUGUGGCACCCACCCCAUCUGCGAGGCCAACAUCAGAUGGGUCUUCAUAUAGUGGCUCAUCUACUUCUGCUCCUAAAUCUCAAUCUCAGAAUGUAACUGUUGUUGUUGAGAACCCUAUGACAGUUGAUGACAAGGGAAAACUUGUCAGCAGCGUUGUAGUUGGAGUCACAGCUGGGAAAGAGUGAUUUUAUUGACACUUCGUACAUCAUUGUUGUGUUUUCUAUACACGAAGUUGGAAAAUACCAUGUAGCAUCCAAUGAUGGGUUGCUUGGACUUCCUUGAAGAACAGAGAUACACCACGAAAUAUUUGUAGGACCUUCCUAAUGAAACCAUGGUCGGACGUUGUGUAUUGAUUCUUUUGUGUGUAUAAUAUGAGCUCCGUUAGACUUGUGUAAUCAGAUAUUUGGGGGAAAUACAGCAUAGUUUCGCUGUACGUGCAUUGUUACACAAUUUGUUUGUUUGUUAGUUUGUGCUGUCUUGGUUGU